Molecule: messenger RNA, 1474 nt
Organism: Mesocricetus auratus (golden hamster)
Lineage: Eukaryota; Metazoa; Chordata; Mammalia; Rodentia; Cricetidae
Gene: Ntaq1
Product: N-terminal glutamine amidase 1
Exons: 6
Coding region: 113-700 (195 amino acids)
Cellular component (GO): cytosol; nucleus
Molecular function (GO): protein-N-terminal asparagine amidohydrolase activity; protein-N-terminal glutamine amidohydrolase activity
Source: RefSeq, a predicted model, not a curated record
CCAGCUCUUCCACCCCCGGAAACAGAGCUUGGCAGUCCGGGCUGGCGUGCGCUCCGCCGGGGCGAGCGGCUCCAACUGCUGCCAGCGGGUCGUGUGCCUGUCCCCUCGGGCCAUGGAGGGGGACGGCCCCGCCGCCACGGUCCCGCAGUACCAGCCGGCCUGCCCUACGCGCGACGCGUGUGUCUACAGCAGCUGCUACUGUGAGGAAAACAUUUGGAAACUCUGUGAAUACAUCAAAACUCAUGACCAGUAUCCCUUGGAAGAGUGUUCUGCUGUCUUCAUAUCAAAUGAGAAGAAGAUGGUACCUAUUUGGAAGCAGCAGGCAAGACCUGGGAAUGGACCUGUGAUCUGGGACUAUCACGUGGUUCUGCUUCAUGUGCCGAGUGAAGGACAGAGCUUCAUUUAUGACCUGGAUUCUAUUUUGCCAUUUCCCUGCCCUUUCGACAUUUACGUAGAGGAUGCCCUGAAGUCUGACGAUGACAUUCAUCCACAGUUUAGGAGGAAAUUCAGAGUGGUCCGUGCCGAUUCCUACUUGAAGAACUUUGCUUCUGACCGCUCACACAUGAAAGACUCCAGUGGGAACUGGAGAGAGCCUCCUCCAGCCUACCCCUGCAUUGAAACUGGCGGUGAGCCAAGGCCGUCCUUUCCGGGCCUCUGCCUGGUGCCUGCUCAGAUCUGCGGUCCCCUUGUCCCCAGGUGACUCCAAAAUGAACCUGAACGACUUCAUCAGCAUGGACCCUGAAGUAGGAUGGGGAUCUGUCUACACGCUGUCUGAGUUUGUUCACCGGUUCAGCAGUAAAAACUGCUCGGCUUGAUGCUAGAAUGGAGAACUGAAGAAGUUCUAGGAGAUGAACAGGUCACCCUUCCACGUAAGGGAGCAGCCUGGUGCAGGUGCUUUGGAGGUAGUUUUUCCCCAUUAAAUUUGAGUGGAAACACUAAUGAACACCAAUAUGAAUGAAUGUCCCCUCCCCCUCUUUUUUAGCUUGGGAAUCUAUCCACAAGUUCUAUCUCCAGCCCUAAGUCAGUCAGUCCCCAGCCUUAGACACAAACAAGUCAAAUAAAAGCUUUCCUAUUGAUAUGCCACAGGUGGUAUAUAGUUGCUAAGAUAUUCCCAUGGCUUAUUUGUUUAGACGUUUGGUGACCUAGGCCAGCAAUUGCUUUCAUCAAACUACAAGUGUGGACUUGGGGCUAGCCCCUUUGGCCUGCUCUCUCUGCUUCCUGUCCUCUAGACUCUAAACUCUUUGGGCACAGGAUUGUGGCCUGUGGCUCCAGAAUCUCCGUCACCCAUUAGAGGUACCUGUAAAAUGUUCCAGAGACAGCUCUGCUGCUCGGAAAGGACGUAUUGUGAGCUGAAUCAGCUAUAAGUAUUAGUCUUUUUGGACUAUGAUGUUUAGCAAAGCUACAGAUAAUGUUGACUGCGUGCUUAUUUGGUCCAUGUAUGUGCAUAGUUUUAAAUAAAACUGACUUAAAUUUA